AUGGAUCAGACGUACGACGUCGUCGUCUUGGGCACCGGAUUGAAGGAGUGCCUCGUCGCCGGUGUCCUGAGCGCGGUGGAGCGAAUGAAGGUGCUGCACGUCGAUCGAAACGAUUACUACGGCGGCGAGAGCGCGUCGCUGAACCUGUUGCAGGUGUUUGAAAAGUUUGCAAAGGAGCGAGCGAUGGAUAAGAGCGCGAUCGCGGCGAAAUACGGACGAUACCAAGACUACAACAUCGAUCUCAUUCCAAAGUACAUCAUGGGCAACGGACUCUUGACCAAGGUGCUCGUGAAGACGGGCGUGCAUCAAUACAUUCAGUUUCGCGCGGGAGACGGGAGCUUCGUCGUGGGGAAGGGAGGGAAGAUUCACAAAGUUCCCGCGAACGAUAAGGAGGCGCUGAGGAGCUCGCUGAUGGGAAUGUUUGAAAAGUUGCGAGCGCGGAGCUUUUUCGUCUUUGUGCAAAAUUUCGUCGAGACCGAUCCGAGCACGCACGGGGGAUACAACCUGCAUCGAAUGCCGGCGAGAGAGUUGUACGAAAAGUUUGGUUUAGCCGCGGAGACGGUGGAGUUCAUCGGGCACGCGCUGGCGCUGAAGACGAACGAGCGGUACCUCGACGAACCCGCGGUGAACUUGGUGAAGGCGGUGCGACUGUACUCGGAUUCCAUGGCGCGCUUUGACACGGGAUCUCCGUACAUUUACCCGCUCUACGGCCUGGGAGAGCUCCCACAGGGUUUCGCACGGUUGAGCGCGGUGUAUGGGGGGACGUACAUGCUCGCCAAACACGACGUCGAGGUGGUGUACGACGAGGAAACUGGGCGCGCGUGCGGAGUGAAAUCGGAGGGCGAAACCGCCAAGGCGAAAUUUGUCGUCGGCGAUCCGAGCUACUUUCCGGGGAAGACCAAGGUGAUGGGACAAGUCGUCAGAGCGCUGUGCUUGCUGAGCCACCCGAUUCCAAACGUGAACGACGCGGAGAGCGUACAAAUCAUCAUCCCCGCCGCGCAGUGCGGACGUCGUCACGACGUCUACGUUCUCGGCGCGGGUUCGUCGCACAAUGUGUGCGCCAAGGGGCGAUAUUUUGCCUCCGUUAGUACGACAGUCGAAACGAAUGACCCUCAGCGCGAGCUCGAGGUCGGUCUUCGCAUGCUCGGCCCGAUCGACGAAUUGUUCUACAACGUCUCAGAUGUGCACCAUCCGCUCGCCGACGGCGUCGCCGACGGAGCGUUCAUCUCCACGGGCUACGAUGCGACGACGCACUUCGAGACGACCGUUCGUGACGUGAUUGAUAUUUACAAGCGUAUCACGGGUAAAGAUUUGGAUCUGUCCAAGGAUGAUUUCACCGCGGCGGACACGAGUGGAUAA
Messenger RNA from Ostreococcus tauri, 1359 nucleotides. RefSeq names its product HSP20-like chaperone. Gene Ontology annotation, molecular function: Rab GDP-dissociation inhibitor activity. Bases 1 to 1359 code for a protein of 452 amino acids. NCBI's taxonomy places the organism in Eukaryota, Viridiplantae, Chlorophyta, Mamiellophyceae, Mamiellales, Bathycoccaceae. Gene Ontology annotation, cellular component: cytoplasm. The record is from RefSeq and is a predicted model, not a curated record. Gene Ontology annotation, biological process: protein transport; small GTPase-mediated signal transduction; vesicle-mediated transport. The transcript has a single exon.